Molecule: messenger RNA, 567 nt
Organism: Pelobates cultripes (western spadefoot toad)
Lineage: Eukaryota; Metazoa; Chordata; Amphibia; Anura; Pelobatidae
Source: the annotation of a GenBank genome assembly
AUGUCUGCACCACGAAAGAAAUUGUCUGGUGCUGCUUUUCGAAAGAAAAGAAGGCUCCAAGAAGAAGACACUUCUAAGAUGGCUGGAUCAUUAAAUAGGUUCUUUAAACCUGAUCCAGUAUUGAAAGCUGUAAGCGAGACUAAAGAGAAUCGUGAAGCUGUAGAUGUCGAACCGCACCCUUCUACUUCAACUACUACUGUGAGCGGACAUUCUUUGGGCAUAGAAAGUGAUACAAACACCGAGGAAGAGAAUUCACCGAAAUCAUCAUCAUCAUCAUCAUCAGAAGAUGAAAAUGCAAAAAGCACGCUGGCAGACCUCUUUGAUCCAGCUGACUGGCCUGAAAUGCUUACUAGCUCUCUAAAAGAAACCAUCGUUCUGAAAGGUCCGGCAAAGCCAAAAGAGCACUUUGCAUUUCCUAAAGAUGCAUCCAAGAGACGGUUUACAUCAACCCACUAUAGACGGCGCUUGGAAAUGGUGAAGUGCAUGUUAGAAAGUGGCUUAGUUAUUCUCCUAGACUGGACAAAAUAUUUUGCUUUUGUUGUAAACUCUUUACAACUACGAAAAUGA